AAUAAAUGAAGAAGGAACUGGAACAAGAGAAACCUCCCAACGAGAAGGAAACUCAGAUGAUGGAAGAGGUUCUAGUAGGGGAUAAAGAGAAAGGCUAUAAAAAUAAAGCAUCUACUUGUCAAACCAUAUUGAAUACUUUUAAACUCUUCCUUGGGAUAUCUAUUCUCGCUUCACCUCAUGCCUUUAUGAAUAGUGGCAUUGUUGGAGGGAUUAUUGGAAUUUCCCUAGCUACUUGUCUCUCAAUUGGUACGGUAUUAAUGCAAUCAGAUGCAGCAGAAAAAACAGGAAGUAUCAUAAAUUCUUAUAGCGACCUUGGAUAUGCUCUUUAUCGAGGAAGAGGUAAACUUAUCGUUGAUACUUUUAUUCUAUUUGCCCAAUUAGGAAUCUGAACUGCUUAUCUCAUUUUUAAUGGUAGACAAAUAGAGCAAAUCGUUUGUCUCGAGACUCAAGGAGAAAUUUGAGGGCAUAAAAAUGUGUACAUUUUUCUUGCAACCUUGAUCCUGUCUCCUAUUUGUUGGAUAAAGCAUUUAAAAAAUUUAUCAUGGAUUGCUUUCAUAGCUUUGGCUGGGAUGCUAAUGGCAUUAGCAGUGAUUUUAUACUAUGAUAUCUACUACAUCACUAUUGAAACAGUUGAAGAGGAAGAAGAAAUAGAAGCAACAAUAAAAAUAUUUGAUAUCGUUCAUUAUCCAUUAUUCUUUGGUAUAGCAGUUUUAAACUUUGAAGGAAAUCCAGCUACUUUGAAUGUUCAAGCUUCAAUGAAAAAUCCUCGGAGGUUCUCAUUUGUAUUUUUCUUAAGUGCAAUCUCAGUUUCAACUCUUGUAAUUAUUGUUUCAUCUUUAAGCUAUAUUGCAUAUGGAGAUGAAGUGGAAGAUCUCAUUACCCUGAAUCUUCCUCAUAAUGACUUAACUACAAUAGUCAGGCUUGUAUAUUCUUUAGGACUUUUAGCAAGUUUUCCUCUGCAGAUGUUCCCUUGCUUGGAUAUUGUAGAAGGAUUUAGGUGAUAUAAAUAGCUUGCCAAACCUUCCGAAUUUUCCUGUUGCAAAAUUCUUAGUGACGAGAUCAUGAAUUGUAAUAUUUUGAGGGAUCAUAGCAGCUUCAAUCCCUCAAUUUGGCUUAUUCCUUGAUUUUAUUGGUGCAUUCUCAGGAACAGUAUUAUGAUUUAUCCUUCCUAUCGUCUUUUAUAAUAAAGCAUUUGCUGAUGAAAUAACUAGGUCAAGGCUGGUAUUUAACUAUUUCCUUCUGAGCAUUGGUACACUACUAGGAGGAAUAAGUGCAGUGGUCUCAUUUAUUGAAAUAAUAUCUGCUUUAGUGUAA
Molecule: messenger RNA, 1314 nt
Organism: Moneuplotes crassus
Lineage: Eukaryota; Ciliophora; Spirotrichea; Euplotida; Euplotidae
Source: the annotation of a GenBank genome assembly